UUGGUUUUAUAAAUCUUUGGAAUUUUGCCCUAAUUAGGCAUAGAUUAUCAUAUUAUGAUACUGAAUGUGUAACUGGAAUAUGACCCAUCGGUAAGAUGCUAUUAUGGUCAUUAAAUUUUAUAUAUGUUACACGAUUUGUAAUAUUAUUCAAAUAGUCUGUUAUCGAAAUGUUUCGUUAAAUUCUCUGAAUUUCUUCCCAAAUAACGGGAUGCUGUACAAUAAUCCACAAUACAACUUAACGUGCCCAGUUUCUGUAGAUUCUACCACAAAAACCAUACAAAAAUCAAAUUUAAAUAAGUAUAAGUUAUUAGAUAAAAUCGAAGGAACAGAAGAUUUAAAAAAACUGCCCGAAGAAUUGUUGCCAGAAUUGUGUAAUGAGAUACGUCUUUAUUUGGGUGAGGUUAUUUCCAAGGUAGGAGGUCAUUUUUCAGGCUCUCUCGGUGUAACUGAGCUUACCGUGGCCCUUCACUAUGUGUUUGACUCUCCCUUUGAUAAAAUUGUUUGGGAUAUUGGCCACCAAGCAUACGUUCAUAAGAUCUUAACUGGGAGAAAAGAUAAACUACAUACGAUUAAACGAAAAGGUGGUUUAUCUGCCUUCUGCAGACGUUAUGAGAGUAUUCAUGAUAUAUUUGGUGCAGGCCACUCUUCGACUUCAAUAUCGUCUUUGCAGGGUUUACUAGAAGGGUUUUUACUACUACGGAAUAAUGAUCCUGAAAAUCAACUAAAUAGUGUAAGACCAAAUUAUAUAAGUGUAAUUGGAGAUGGAGGAAUGACUGGUGGUAUGGCAUAUGAGAGUCUAAAUUACGCAAUAAAUAUAAAAAGCCCAGUGAUAGUUAUAUAUAAUGAUAAUGAUCAGGUUUCUCUGCCAACAGGCAUGAAAUCUAUCGUAGGAGUUAAGCCAAUCGUGCCAUUUUUCAUGCAAAACUCCUCAAAUAAACCUGUUAGACCAGUAGUGGAUUCUAUUAACGAGUUAUUUACCAACUUAAAUCAAUCCAGUGAGGAAGGAAUCCAGUAUAAUAAUGGGUUAAAUAUCAUUGGACCCAUAGACGGUCAUAAUUUAAAUGAUUUGUUAUAUCUAUUCAAACUUAUCAAAUUUUCUAACACAGUUCCUGAUAGAACUAUAAAGAUCAUGGAUAAGGAAAUACAUGGACCGUUAAUGAUACACAUUAAGACAAUUAAAGGCUAUUGUUGUCCAGAAGCAUUAGGUCAACUGGAUAAAAUGCACGCAAUUAAACCGAAUACUAACCUUACUAUUGUAAAUCCAACUACAAGCCCAUUCAGUAACAACUUAAAUAGAUCUUAUAGCUUACAGCUAGACAACAUUGCAGUUCAGAACCAGGAGUUAACUGACACACCUACCACCAUUUUAGUAGAUAAGGAGGCCAUAAGAAAUAAAUUGGGGUAUAACAAAUUUGACGAAGGAACAUUUAGUAAUGUAUUCAGUAAUACCUUAAUAAUGAUGGGAAUUAUGGAUGAAAAGGUGGCUGGGAUAACAGCAGCAAUGCCAGGUGGGACUGGAAUUGGAGAGUUUGGAGAUUGUUUUCCUAAUCGAACAUUUGAUGUUGGGAUAUGCGAACAGCAUGCAGUGACAUUUUCAGCAGGUUUAGCUUUAUCAGGAGUUAAACCUUACGUCGCAAUAUACUCGACAUUUCUGCAACGUGCUCUGGACCAGGUGAUUCACGAUGUGGCAAUACAGAAUAUACCAAUAAGACUCAUCGUAGACCGUGCAGGAUACGUUGGAGAAGAUGGACUUUCUCAUCACGGACCCUAUGACCUAAACUUCCUGAGACCGCUAAAGAACUUUGUCAUCUCAUCGCCCAGUAAUCAAGUUGAACUUGUUCUAUCCCUACUCUCAUCCCUGAAUACUGAUACGCCCUAUGUUGUAAGAUACCCAAAGAGUAAAGUUAUUGAUAAAAAUCUGUUAAAUCAGUUCUAUAGUGAAGAUUUGUAUGAUUAUGUUAAGUUUUACAAGUUUUCUGAUGAGAAAUUCGGGAGUAAUUUUGAAUUUGAUACUGAAUUAAACUACGUAAAAAAAUAUAAAAGUAAGGUAGUAAGAAGAGGAAGAGAUGUUGUAAUAUAUACAUUGGGUCCUAUAUUGUAUAGCGUCGUUGAGGCUGUUGACAAGAUAGGUGGAAAUUUUAGUCCUACAAUAGUGGAUGCUCGCUUUUUGAACCCAUUUGACAUUGAGACUUUUAGUGAAUUAGCUAAGGAUCACAAGUACGUAAUCACAGCAGAGGAUAGUGUUAACGGAGGCUUGGGUCUAACUAUCAUUGAACAUUUGCAGAAAAAUAAUCAAUUGCACAAUUUUAAGGUUAAAUGUAUCAAUUAUCCUUACGAGUAUGUACACCACGCAACCAUACAAGAACAAAAGCAAAUUGCUAAUAUUGAUGCCAAAGGCAUUCAAAGACAAAUUGAGGAAUUUCUCAAAAGCGAUUAAUGUUUUACAUUAAUUCCA
Molecule: messenger RNA, 2455 nt
Organism: Theileria parva strain Muguga
Lineage: Eukaryota; Apicomplexa; Aconoidasida; Piroplasmida; Theileriidae
Gene: dxs
Product: 1-deoxy-D-xylulose-5-phosphate synthase family protein
Exons: 2
Coding region: 104-2437 (777 amino acids)
Biological process (GO): terpenoid biosynthetic process
Molecular function (GO): 1-deoxy-D-xylulose-5-phosphate synthase activity
Source: RefSeq, a predicted model, not a curated record